This is a messenger RNA of Histoplasma mississippiense, 2007 nucleotides long. RefSeq lists its product as hypothetical. Gene Ontology annotation, biological process: SNARE complex assembly. The record is from RefSeq and is a predicted model, not a curated record. NCBI's taxonomy places the organism in Eukaryota, Fungi, Ascomycota, Eurotiomycetes, Onygenales, Ajellomycetaceae. Gene Ontology annotation, cellular component: endosome; lytic vacuole. Gene Ontology annotation, molecular function: SNARE binding. The transcript is spliced from 2 exons. Bases 1 to 2007 code for a protein of 668 amino acids.
AUGGCUCUCUCCAGAUCAGCAGAUGACCUUGUCCCGCGUUUAGAACAGCUCAGUGCCUCAGAUAGCCGACGUCAGAAACCAUGGUUCUCGAACCGCAAACUUCGCCAUCUCCAGGGCAUCUCUUUGCGCAAUCUCACCGUCAAUCCUAACACGCCGUCCAGCCGAAAGACUAUAGACGACGACAGUGUUCCGAAUGCCCUCCAGUCCCCCACUAAAUUACUGGCGAUGCGUGAAUUGCCAUCACCCAUCCCCCAGUCACGCUCGUUUACUGACCUCAAGCGUCGUGAUCAGUUUUCCUCCGCAGACGCUACCGCCGCUGCAGCUGCAGCCUCACCUUUAGGGACAUCUGGGAGUGAAAAUCAAAAAGAGCAAAAAAACAAGGCUCAGAUUCUUCGCCGGAGGAGCACCUUACGCUGGGCGGGUGCCAGUCCAUUCAUUCGACAACAUCGACUGGAGGACAUUGCUGGCAACCGGAUGGCGAACUCGUGGUUCUCGCUACAUUGUGCUGGCAUGGAUCAGCCGGUCUACGUGAGCGAAGUGGUGGGGAGGGCGAUGAAUCCGGAUUUCAAGCACUUCGAUCUGAACGUCUGCGGGCCGCUGGUGUCGCGUCUGGAUCAGGUGACGUGUAAUGUGUGGGCGAGGACGGAGGAUAUGACGGAGUAUAUCCUCCUGCUGAGGCUGGAAGUGAAUCUGCGCUCGUUGCAGUAUGUCGGAAAAACGUUGGAGAGUUUCUAUCAUCCGUUGCCGACGAACUGCGUUGUGUUUCACUUCCAGGAUGGUGUUUAUACGAGUUUGAUGGAUAUGCCCCCUGUCCAGCAGCUACCAGCGCCCGUAACUACUGCCUCUGCUGCUGAUGCUAGGGCCCAUGACGAUAGUCGCCUACAGUCUACGUCAACUUACGAUGCGCUCAUGCGCCUUGCCAAUCUCGAUGAUUGUAUUCAAGAUGCCCUCGCGACGCGGGAGAAACUCGAAACUCAAAUAAAUGCGAUACUCGAGAGAAACCAUAGGGCGUUGGAUACCGUAUGUUCCCGGUCUCAAGCCGUCGACAAACUCUCGUCCGUAAAACGCACCAUCACGUCCGUAAAAAAGCAACUACGGCAGAGCAAACAACGCAAAGAAGAGAUCCAACGCAGUCUCGAAGCACGACGUACCGCUAUGGCCCGCGGACGCUCGUCUCAAGAAAAGACCAAGUCCUUCCUUUCUGAAGCACAAUCGAGCAUGUCCUCCAGCGAAAACCUCCUGCGGAAAACAGCCGAAGACUCCAUGGGCCAGAUACGGCGGAUCUGCGAGGAGCUGCAGGCGAUAUACCCGAUCGAGCCGAUCCCGGAGAAGCCACUGGCGUUCACCAUCUGCAGCCGCGCGCUGCCCAACUCGACCUUCGAAGACAUGGACAAAGAAUGCAUUGCGGCUGCACUGGGCUACACGGCGCACCUCGUCUACCUGCUCUCCUUCUACCUCUCCGUUCCCCUCCCGUAUCCAGUGCGGCCUUAUCUAUCUCAUUCGUUGAUCGACGACCCGAUCUCCGCAGGGCUACCGCAGCGCACGUUCCCGCUGUACCCGGUCAAUGGGCACUAUCGGUUCGAGUACGGGGUGUUUUUGCUAAAUAAGAAUAUCGAGUAUAUGAUGAACCGGAUGGGGCUGAGGGUUAUUGAUGUGAGGCAUACGUUGCCGAAUUUGAAGUAUUUACUGUACGUGUUGACGGCGGGUACGGGGGAGUUACCUGCAAGGCAAGCUGGCGGUGUUGUGCGCGGGCUUCUGCUGGGGGUUCGGGGGAGGGCAGGGAGUCAUAUCAUUAGGAGCGGGUUGACGAGCCCGAGUGUGUCGCGACGGGGCAGUGAGGACAGUGUUGUUUCCGGGGCUGGGCCGGGAGCCGGAGGGGCGGGGAGUAUUAUGGGUGAUGGUGGGCCCGGAUCUGGAGCAAGAAAGCUAUUGCAAGAGAAUAUUCUGGCCAAGGCGAAUGGGCAGUUGGCUGUGGACCGGCGACUUGCAGGGGGUGGAAAAGCAUAA